AUGCUAGACGAGCAGCGCAGACGAGUAGAAAAAGCUGUGACCGAUUUGAUAAAUGAUUUAUAUAAGAGUCAUUUAAGAAAAAUGCAGUCUGACAUGCAUUCGUGUGCUGUCCGUUGCUGCGAUGAUAUAAGAAAACAACCACGUAUGGACAAUGUACAAAGUUGCAUCGAUGAAUGUGCAACUCCCUUGCUAAAAGCCCAAGAUUACAUGCAACAUGAAUUGGGACAAUUUCAAGUACGUUUGCAACGUUGUGUGAUGCAAUGCAAUGAGGACGUACGCAGCCUAAUCCCUAACAAUACAAAUGAAGCGGAUAUGGCGCGUUUUCGUAAUCAGUUCGAACGUUGUACUAUACAAUGCGUUGAUAAACAUAUAGAUCUCAUACCAAACAUGAUGAGAGCUAUGAAAUCUGUUUUAUCAAGCGGUCCAAACGCUAUGCGUCAGGCUUAA
This is a messenger RNA of Glossina fuscipes, 447 nucleotides long. Its product is annotated as protein FAM136A-like. Gene Ontology annotation, cellular component: cytoplasm. The record is from RefSeq and is a predicted model, not a curated record. Bases 1 to 447 code for a protein of 148 amino acids. The transcript has 3 exons. NCBI's taxonomy places the organism in Eukaryota, Metazoa, Arthropoda, Insecta, Diptera, Glossinidae.